AUGUCGGAGCAGGAUUUCAUGGGCCGCGUGAUUGGCGCUGCUUCCCAGGGAGCAGUGGGUGCCGUGGUAGCAGCUUCACUCAGCGCAGUGACCGAACCCUUGGUGAACAACAUGCUGGUGAAGCGGACACCCUUGAUGGAGGCUAUCAAGCAGCUGGAUGCCCAGAUGAUCAAGAAAUUCUUGCAGACCACUUUGGCAACGAACUUCAUCAAGUUCCCAUUUUUUGAAGCUACCGACAUCAUCAUGCAGGGUGUCCAUCUUCCUCCCACUGCCAUAGCAGUGUUUGGAUCCGUCUGCACCAUCACCCUGCCAAUCACCAACUACCGGUUCCGAAAAUCCAUGAACUUGCCAGUGACUCCAGGCAAUCUCUACCAGGCCUGUGGUCCGACAGCUUUGCGAGACAUCAUCUAUGGCAUUGCUCGCAACAAGGUGUCAAUCUUCCUGACGAGCUUGAGCCCUGCCAUUGCGAGCACCAUGAUGGGAAGAGUCGUGAGCAUGUUCGCCACCGUUGUGGCAGCAUGUGUUUUGUCGGCGCCUGGCAACGAGCUGCGAGGCUACUGCUUGCAGCCUCCCGACCGCAAGCAAUCCUUCGCGGAUUUCUUCCAGCCAGCCAAGGUGAUUCGGAGUACGUUGGUGGGUGCCAUCAUCAUGGGCAUUAGCUUGGCUAUUGGCACAAUGGCAACACCACAGGCGGAGAAACUCAUCGAGGUCAUGAAAAAGUACUUGCAAAAGAACCCUCUCAGCUAUGUUGUGAUCAUUCUUUUCGUCCUGCAGCAGGUCAUUAGUACUCGUCGCCAAAGCGAACUUGUUGCAAAACUCGGUGCCAAGGAGCAGAUCUUGGCUCCGGUGAACUGUGAAAAACCACAGCUGGAAGAGGAUUUUCCACGUUUGCUGGGGGGGCAGGUUCAUCCGACACACAGGUGGCGCCUCUCAAGGCAUCGGAGGAGCCAGAGGAAGAUGAGAAGGACACAGGUGAGGAACGCCAAAUGGAUGAUUUUACGCCAGCAAACUCUGUUCCGUUUGGCGUUGUGAUCACCGACGUGGAGACUCGCAAGAGUGUCAACACGAAGAAAAAACAAUACAAUUCGGCGAGGAGCCUCCCAAGGUUCCUCGAACUUUUAUCAAUG
Messenger RNA from Cladocopium goreaui, 1127 nucleotides. NCBI's taxonomy places the organism in Eukaryota, Dinophyceae, Suessiales, Symbiodiniaceae. The record is from the annotation of a GenBank genome assembly.